This is a messenger RNA of Xyrichtys novacula (pearly razorfish), 10305 nucleotides long. NCBI's taxonomy places the organism in Eukaryota, Metazoa, Chordata, Actinopteri, Labriformes, Labridae. The record is from the annotation of a GenBank genome assembly.
GUCAGUGCCCGGACAGUGUGGCAGGCAAAGAGCAGGUGAGAGCUCUCUAAGGGGGCCCUGUCUGCUGACCAUGGAGCCAAUAUAUUGAGGGCCCCCCGGAAGAAAUAGUAAGACCUAAAGAGGAACUGAAAAAAAUAACAAAGACGUGAAGAAAAGAAAAAAAUAAUUAAAGAAAGAGAGCAGAACAAUGGUUGCAGAGGAAGUGAUAAUUACACUGUCCGGCGGAGCGCCAUGGGGCUUUCGUCUCCAGGGAGGUGUGGAACAUCAGAAACCACUCCAGGUGGCUAAGGUAAGGCAGGUUUCUAAAAAUGUUCAACAUACAGUAAGUAAUCACUCCAUGUGUUGCUGACUGGAAAGUAGAAAACUGUGUUAGAUUCAAAGGCAAAGGAGAGAGGGAACAUCAGCUGGGAUAUAUUAAGAGGAGAUUUAAGGAGCUGUGAACACAGUUGAAAUGGAAUAUUGGCUGUCAUGCAAGUUGGUUUGAGGCCGAAAUAUGAGUCAUCUCCUUGUUUAAGAGUGGUCUUCAUGCAAUGUGCGCUGAUGAUUGAUUGGGUGAAAUUCAAACUUCAAGUUCAGCUGGAAAUGUAGGGCAACCUUGUUGCAUAUCUUCCACUGAAUGUGCCUGUCCUGUCAAACUACACAAUAACACACGUCCUUGUUAAAUUAUAGUCAUACUGACCAGGAAAUAUGGACUUGUCUAAAUGAGUUUCCUAGUUUGUUUUUGACAACUCAUGUUGACUCAGUUUUUCUGAAGAUGUUCUUAUUUUUUUUCCAAAAGGAGUUUACUGUGCAAAUAGGUUUAGGCAUUUUGGGUGUAUAAAGGUCACUGUUUUGUUGACUGUUUGUCUUAACUGUGACACAUUUGUAGUUACUGCUAACUAGUCUCACAUGCCCACAAUCUUAUAAAUGCAUUUAAACAUGUAUGUUUCCAUUAUGUCAUAAUUUCAUUGAGAACUGCCAAACACUUGAGCCAUGCCUGGUCACCUUUUGGCUGGAAGGUUACCUGAGAUAAUUUUGGAUCACAGUGGUAAGCAAUGGAAGCCAUGCUGGACUGAAACCCAUUGAGUUCAUGGGAUAAUUGGUUUACUACAGACUUAAGCAACGUUGGUGUUUAUGAUAUUGAUAGAAAAUGUACAUAUAUAUUUUUUCUUGACUGUCUCAGAGAGUAUCAGUUCAUUUUACCCUCCUGAAGCAAAUUCUUCACAAGUAUUUUGUGCCUGCGGUCACCACCAGUAAUAGAGUCAAGACUGGAAUCUUGAGCUCUACUUGCAAAGGAGAAGGUGGUGCAUGUGCCAAAAGAGAAUAUGAAUAAUUUCGAAAGACUAACUAAGCCUUUAAAAUAAAAAAGAAGCACCUUUAAGAGAUACAAUUAUUAAAAAAUGAACACUUAAAAAACACUCAAAGAAUUCACGUGUAAAUGCAUUUUAUGACUGAAAACAGACCUUCUGUUUUGUUUUGUUUUUGAAAUCAAGUCAGAACAAAAUACUCCCAAUCUGUCAUAUGACUCACAGUGACUCACAGUGAUUACUGAUCAACAGUUGCCCUGCGCUCUUCUAAUCUUGAUCUGUCUUUUUUGGACUUGGUCCAACUUUUUCAUGAUAAUGAUUACAAGAGUGAUCUAUAUGUGAUGGUUUUAGUAGACUCGUACACACGUGAAGCAUGCAAACAUGUACAUAAAUCAUAUAAAUACAUGUAUCCACACCCAUUUACAAAAAAGCUGUCGACUUAGCAGAACUACUUUUCUAAGUGGCUAUAUUUGGUUUAGAAGUAGCAGGUCACGGCUCAGCCAAGGUGUGCAUUUCAGCUCAGGACUCAAAAAAGUGCCUCACACACUAUUUUUGUACAUGUGCUGCUCGGUAUCUUGCUGCUCAGAGAAGAACCAGUGACUUUUUCACAUAAAUGACUUUUUCACAUAAAAGGUUCACAUAAAAAACAAAAACAUCCUGACUGCUAAACCUUUGUUGCAUUUUCUGUUCAUGAACCAAACUAGCCUCAAAUAAUUGUUAAGUAAUAAUAAAUAAUAAUAAUUGUUAAAAUAGUAACCAGUACAAUCCCUAUCUGUGGUAAGUCCUUGUCUAAUGUAAAACAGUUUUGUUGGUAAGGCCACAAAAGUCCUAAAGCUGAAGGGAUAAUCUUUCUUGUUGGUUCAGGUAUCAGAGAGGAAAUAAUUGUGUAUCAGGUUAUGCACUUGUAUACCAAAUGUUCUGGUACCUUUUGUUUAACAAGGAUUAAUCAUUAAUAAAUGAGAGCUUAACUGUGGUAUGUUUACCUGUAAAAAAUGUGAUAAAGAUCACAUUUAAUUAUACCUAUGAGCAAACCACUAUACUCAUGAAUAAACAAAAACUAAUAGACAGUAUUGAGCAUGUACAGCAUGACUGCUCUUUAAAAUGUUAAUCCUACAUGUAGUUGACUUAUGCAGAAUGUGGUAGUGUGUACACAGUGCCACGGGACACCAAAUCACCUUUAUGGUGGACGACAGCUGUUUCUGUCCAACUAUCCAAAACAGCAUGCUCCUUCACCCCUGAGAGCAGGAAGGUGUAAUCUUGUCAGGUCUCAUACUAUGUCCAGAACAGGUGGAGCAGUUUGGGACUGUGCUGAGGGAGCCAGCGUGUCAGUGCUGUUUGUGCCUGUGGGCCUUCAUGCACAUGUUUCAGUUUAUUUAUAUGGCUUUAUGUAUAUUUUUGUUUCAGUCUGUUUGGAGUGUAAAGGCAAGCAAGUAAGGGUAUUUUAACUGUUAUGACUUGAAACCACAAGGUGACUGAUUGAAUGAAUAACUGACAUCCUGGACCACAAGCGAGCACAAACCACUUUGAAAGGCUUAGCUAAAUAGGGAUGGGGGAUUUCAUUACAGGCAAACAAGAAUAGCUGAAAGGAAAACUAAUUAGGUCAACCAAAGAUGUUUCCUUAUCUCUGAUUCCAACAUAAAACAUUCAUUUCAUACAUGACAGUGCCAUAAUGUCAUUAAUGAUCACUGAAAAAUCUUGAACAAAUUUAUUAAAGGACAUGUUGAUAUGAUAGACCUAAGACAAUUUAGAGUGGGCAUAAUGCCAUGGUCCUGACAGACCUUGGGCACAAAUAGCAGAGCACCAAAAGAAGAUGGCUGCUGGCUGGCAUUUCACAUUUUAAGUGUGUGUGAGUGGUCUACUUGAGCUGCAAUACGUGGCAUACAUCUGCACCAAGAUCAAGCUGUCAGUGCAAAAUCUGCUAGCUGUCAGUCACUAUCACAAAGGACAAGACAGUAGCAUAUUAACACAAUAAAAAGGUAACAGUAGGGUGCCUUCAUGGCUAAAAUUCAUUCUAGGACAUGUCAAGACUCAACAUUUCUGUAACUUUGAAGUUUUUACAUUUCUUUUGCUCAUGCAGGUACGUAAACGCAGCAAGGCAUGCAGGGCAGGGCUACGGGAAGCAGAUGAACUGGUCUCUAUCAAUGACCAACCAUGUGGGACACUUUCCCAUGCUCAGGCUAUGGAUCUCAUUGACAGCUCCCCUGGACUACUACACAUUAGGGUCAAAAGGUCAGAGUCAUGGGUUAUAAUGUUGCUAUCAUUUUAAUGUUAUUUUACAUCAUUAUGAUGAUCAUGAUGUUCUUAAGGAAAAGUUGUAACCUUUUCAUGAUCUAAUGUGUUGAACCUUGACACAAAAUUAUUUUUUAUGUGAAUGUGUUUGAUGCUACUAAACCGCAAAAAUUUUUUUUACAGGUGUUAAAUAUUUUUGAUCCUUUUAACCCUAAGAGAAGAUAGCAUCACCUAAAUAAUCAGAUUAUUUUAACAGGUCAUUAUUUUGCCAAAUCUACUACCUUAAACCAUCAACUUGUUUGCAGGGUGCCUGCUGGUUUUCAGUCCGUGGUGCUUGUGACUCGUGCCCCAUCUCCUCGCAUAGACAAAGAAUAUCGGGCUGCUCUGCGUGCUAUGUCACCUACCCACCACCAUGCACCUGUCCGUGAGGUCCACCGUAGUCACUCCUCUAUAACAAGUGGAUUGACAUCACCUCCUGGCAGUGAAGCUUACUAUGGCGAGACUGACAGUGAUGCAGAUGUGGCUGGCUAUGAGCGGCAGCGGCGGCAAAAACGCCGCAGUCCAAGUAACUCCAAUCCAAUGAAACCAUCAGGACGAACCUCUCCUGAAGGCGGGGAAACAUCAGAGAUGAGCGGCUAUGACAGCGCUCCUGAUGCACAUGCUUAUCCUAGUUUGUUAGCUGGACGUGAGAUUGAUGGAGAUGGAGGAGGAGGAGGGCUACCAGGGGUGGCAAGAAGGGAGGUGAUUUAUCAGCCACCUGGUCCAGGAAACUGGUCCUCCCAGACAUCCACUGAGACUUCCUCCAUCAUCUCCUCAGCAGAUGACCAAGGGCCACGUGAUGGAGGGCAAGAGGAGGAUAGUGGCUUCCUAGAGCUAGCAAAUGUACCACUGGUAUCCCCUGAGAGGGCAAAAGAAGCCUUAAUGCUAAGUUCCCGCAGCCAGAUGAUUCCCAUGGUUGGUCCCGUGGGUAAGCCUGUUGAUGAGGAGCUCACUACAACCUACAUGGAAAAGGCCAAGCAAGCCAGUAAGUAGAGCUGAGAAAGAAAAUGACAGGGACCUAUACCUCAGUUGGUGCAUAAGUUUCCAAAAAAGCUCCCUUGUACAAAACACAGACUGUUAGAUAUACAGGAUGUCACCAAUUCAAGUCUCUAUUUUAUUACGCCUUUAAUUUUUUCCUUCACAAAAUAACAAAUCAUCUGAUUGCUAGCACAGAAUUCAUAAUCAAGGUAAACAUCAGCUGGUCUCUGCCAUGACAACAGAGUCAUAAUAAUAGCAGUAAUUUUAAAAGUGUCGUUUUUUAUUUUCAGGUUGAGAUUUUAUGUACAUUCUGGCUGAAGCGAAACAUACCCCACAUCUCUAAGAAAAAGGAAAAUGCUUAUUUAUAUGUAGAUAAACUGACGAUAAAGUAUGUUUAAGUCUCCAUAACAGUAACUAGUAUUUGAAUAGUUUAAUAUUAAUUAAGUUGCUGCAGUGUACAUGUUUGUAAAGAUCUGAGAGAUUGAUGUGGGAUGACUGAAAAGGAUCUACAGCUGUUUUAAAGUAUCAAGUAGCAAAGCAAUCAUAGCCUUAUUUUCCUUGCCCUUCUUAUCCCUGACCUAUCUUCUCUUUUGGCUGGCUCACAAGAUUGUCUGUAACAACAUCUAGUGACAUAUAGUCACCUCAAUUUUCAGAAAAUGCUAAACAAAACGAAGCUAUUGUUAUAAAGUCUUUACUCUGUUUUUUAAUCAAGCAUUCACAGUAGGCCUGUGAAGAGAGGUCAAAAAGUGGAACAAUGUAGUAAGGUUACCACAUGAAGCACUGAGCAGUUUUUGUGAAUAAGCAGUCUUUCUCUUUAACUUGUUGGUCUGUCUAUCAUCUACAAUAAGUACAGGAGUGGUCCAGGAACAAAGUUGGGCUCUACCAGGUCAAUGGAGAUGCUUUAAGGAAAUUAAACGAAUUUACUUAUGUAAGUCUUCCUGUGCCAUCAAUUAAUGCUGCUGUGGCAAGUCACGAGACAGGUGCUUGUUGAGAGAAUGGUGGUCAGGGCAUGUUUAGAUACAAAUGUCAGCAUUAAUAUUUAGUUUUAAAAUUGAUACACUUAGUUCACAUUUACUUAGCAAAGUACUUGUGAUAUUAUUCAAAUAUGACUAACUGCUAUGGCUUUCAACUCUGCAGAACUAAACCGAGGCGAUACACCACAAGACAAGAAUGUGAAGGAAGCAAAAAGCAAGUGCCGUACAAUUGCGUCUCUACUGACUGAUGCCCCCAACCCUCACUCCAAGGGGGUUUUGAUGUUCAAAAAGAGGCGGCAGCGGUCCAAGAAGUACACCCUCACUAGCUUUGGCAGCGUGGAUGAAGAUCAGUGCCGCGAUUCACAAGAGGAGGAUGGAGUAUUCCCUGGCAGUGAAUCAGAGUUUGAUGAUGAUGCCUUCUCAGCAGCCCCUGACCCAACAUGGGAUAGUGACUACAUAGAUAUGCUAGAGAAGAGGGCAACUGCAGGCACUGAAGGUCGAGGAGAUGGGGCAGAGGAUGCUCCAAGUCCAGGGCUGAGUGACACUACAGGCAAAGGGGCUCAGUUGUUUGAGCAGCAGAGAAAGAGGGCUGCUGAGCAUGCCAAGAAGGUAGAGGCAGCACAACCCCAGACAACUUCACAGUCUCAGGUUCAAGAGCAGGCUAAAAUAAAUCCAGAUAUGCAAACACAGAUACAACCAAUCCUCCAGGCACAACAGAUGUUACCAUCAGGUCCUUCAGCCAUACCACAAGAGCCAGCUCAGGGUUUAGGCCCAGUUGCAGCCCAGGGAUUGUCUAAUGGGGACCUGUCCGCCUCUGCAAUUAGCACUGCUAGCAUGGUAAUGUCACCUCCACUUGUGGCACCCAAACCAGGCAGUGGUGCAGUUACUGUUCUGUCCAUACCAGCACCACCAGCUGAAACACCAUUACCUGAACUCCCUGCAAGUAAUGUUCUCAACAGAACAGCACGUCCUUUCACUCCUGGCUUUAUAAGCAUUCGAGCAGCAACUGCUCCUGUAACGUUCCGACCAUCUGUAACAAAGACAAACCAGCGACCAGCCUCAGCAGCUGUUGCGCCACCACCAUUCUCCACUGGCUCUGAACUAUCUCAUCCUCCCUCUUUAACAUCUCCUGGUCCUAUGUCAGUAUUCCCCCUCUCAUCUUCAGUACCCCAAGGUCCCUCAGCCCCAACAACAGAGGAUCCUGUUUCCUUUUACCCUCCGGCAAUCUCCACCGAAAAGCAGACACCACCACCAAUAACCAAUGUGACUGUUCCCCCCAUGCCUAUGCCAUUGGCUUCCCAACCCCUAGUAGCUCCCCUCCCUGUUCCUUUUGUACCACAUACUCCUAGUUCAACUGAUGUAGUUGCCCCAGUCCCUCCAACUCAAGUGCCACCUCCACCUCAGUUUUCUAUGAUGCCCUUAGCACCUGUGUCAGUGGUUUCCCAGCCCGAAGCUGUAGCUCCAACUCCAAUUCCUGGGCCAACAGGUCGAACAGGAAUCUUAGUUGAGGCACGACGGCGUUCAGGGAAACCCAAACCUAUGUUUAUUGUGCCAGAAGUCACAAAAAAGUCCCCCAAUCCUGAAUUACUUUCAAUGGUACAGAACCUUGACGACAGGUCCACCAGACAGAAAUAUGGCCAACCACAGUCUGAGAAUAUCUAUGAUGGUGCAGAGGAGGAGAUAAGUGGUGAGGCUGGCAUGGGAAGGGCCCCCCCACCAGUUGCACCCAAGCCGCGGGUUAUCCAUGAGACCCCACAGUUUCUUCAAGCAGGCGGUAAAGGGGCCCAGCUGUUUGCUCGUAGGCAGAACCGCAUGGGUAUGUAUGUAGUGGAGGCCCCACCAGAGGGCCCUCACCAGCAGGAAUUGGCAUCCCAUAAUGUGGCCCAACGAUUUGACUCCUCUGCCACAUCUACCACUCCCUCUCAGUGGAAGUACUCGCCUAAUGUCCGUGCUCCUCCACCCAUUGGGUACAAUCCGCUCCUGGCCCCCACUAUCCCUAUAGGGCCUCAGAAGGAUACUUCCAAGCCAGAAAGCAAAGGAAGGGGAGGGUCCCAAAGAGAUGGCAUCAAAGCUCUGGACUUCCUGAGGAGGCAGCCAUACCAGCUUAACCCUGCCAUGUUCAACUAUGGGGGCAGUGCUGCUAAUCUAUCAGCCAUGCCGUCUUAUCAGGCCCAGAGGCAGCAGCAGGGGGACUACACAAUGGUGGGAAGUUCACUGACCCCACCUAAACAGAUUCCCAUUAAAACAGCCCGCGUCUUUGAGGUCAAGCGAUUCUCAACACCCACACCUAUGUCAGCUCCCACUCUGACCCCCAAAGUGAUCGCACCCCGCUCAGCCACCACCCUUGGAGAACGCCUGACUCAUUCCGGCAUGACCUCUCCGCCUAUUUCUGAUCUCACUCCAAACCCGACUCCUUUCUUGUCAACAGCACCACUUAGUGAUCCAACUACACUGCUUUCCAAACCAACUGGGCUGCCCAGCCUCCCCAGAUUUUCUGCCACCCCAAUUCCAAACCCUGUGCCCCCUUCAGUUCCUAAACCUUACACUCCAGUGGCAUAUACCAGUGGGCUUCAGACAGCAAAGCAGUUCCAAAGCGCCCCUGAACUCAGUAUCAUUUCUUCUUUGCCUCCUAUCAGAUCUGACACAGUACAGGCUCCUAAACCACGUUUUGUUGCCACAAGGGGAGGUGUCCAGCCCCAUAUUUGGAGGCCAGGUGCACUGUAAAAGCAGUAAAAUUUAACAAUAUAAUUUUGGUACUUAGUUUAAUGAGUAAGUCCAGUAAAAUGCCAGACAUCUAUUGUCUAUAGAUUAAUAAUAUGGAAAUUCUUAUUUUUUCUUCUUACUUCAUCAUUUAUAUAUCUUUGGGUGAUUGACUGAACAGAAUACAAAUUUUAGAAAUAACAAACUUCGUCCCGGGAAAUGGUAAUGGAAGUUGUUCAAGUCAACUACUCUAUUUCUAAAAAAGGAGGGGGCAUAUGACAAGAUGAAAUGCAUCUCUACAUGAACCAAUUGAGGCCUCAAAAUCAGCCGCAAAAUAAAAGCAAUGAAGAAGCACAAAGUCAUGAAAAAUAGAGCACAAAGAUGUAAAACAGAACUGAUUUUGAAGUAUUUUGGAUCUUAAGAAAGUGUAAUGGCCAUGAUAAUCUACUUGCUCUUUGAAUGCUGCUUUUUCACAUUUCUUUUGCUUUGUAUUUAUACAUUUAUCUGAGAGGCAAUAAUAAUGACACUAGCACAAACUGUAGGCUGUAGAGUCCACUGUAUGCCUGUCCUGGGGGAGGUUUGUGUAAGGCUUCUGGAGAUCUCUUUCUACUAAUCUAGCAGAAAUACCAUCUAAACAGAGCCUGUACUGAUUAUUCUUUGAAACUUGAAAUAUCUGGAAGAUAUUGAAAUCCUGACCACAGGAUAUAAUAAUUGAAGAUGUUCGUUGUUGUAUGGUGAAGGAUCAUUAAACAAAAUUGCAGGGCUUCAUGUUGGAACAUGUAAUUCUCUGAUUCAGUAAUUAUCAUAUUAACUGAUGAGCCACAUUACAUUCAUUAAAUUCAGAGGUUGUAAUAAUGAAUGACCCAUUGCAAACCUUUUUUUUUUUGUUUUUUAACUUUUUAGCUCAACUUGGCACUAAAUGUGAAGGCAAGGUUUGCUCUUGCAAGUGAAGUUUAAAUGAGGCAGAGCAUUAUACCUCUGCUUGCUAUACCAAGAUAGAAAAGCUAUAAUUUUAGCAUGGGUUUAAUUUAAAAAGCACCCAGGCUGUCAAUGAAUGUACACUUGUCACUGGACAUCAUAGUUUGCAGUAGGCACAGCAGAGCCUUUUAAGUAUGAGUGUAAUAUUUGCAGAUAUUUAUGUAAAUUCUUAACUUUUAUUAAACAAAUCACACAGAUGAAGGCAUGUGUAUUUUAUUUUGUUUACUUGUGAAUUAAUCUAAAGGGGUGCAAGGGGAAGUUGGCUGACUGAGAAUCACCAGUAUUUAUAAUGAAGGGGUCAAGGAAUGAGAGAGGCUGUGGAGAGGGAAAAAAGUGGGACAUAGCUUGGCUAGUUUACUGAAUGGGUUCAUAGCACACCAUUUCACACAAAGGUUAUGGUUAAUAGUGAUAUGGCAAAAACUGGGAUUAUGGUGGAACUGUAUAUAGUUGUGAAAUCCCACAGCCUGUAGAUAUGAAAAAGGCAUGACCAGGAAAGUUUGUUACUCAAGGUUAGUUGGAUAAACUAAAGAAGCCGAUGGAAAUAAGUGCAGAGGUUAAGUGUCCUUCAUGUAAUGAAGUUUAAGUCAAUAGGGUACAAUAUUUAAAUAAAUAAACUUCACUCAACAGCUGUGUACCUUAAGGUUUGAGGUAUGUUAAUGAAAGCAAAUGAUUUUCAAAGAUUGUAUUAUUUUUCUUUAUUGUGAACUACUUUUUUUUAGGUACUUUUGUUUUCUCUCUUUCUUCUUCUUCUUCUUCUUCUUUUUUUUUUUUUUUUUUACCAUUUCUAGUAUUGUUAAUUGCCCAAAGCUUUUCAUUGUUUUUUUUAAUGCUACACCUCCCCAAAAACCUUGAGUGUGAGAAUAGGUACAUAUCUAAAGGGCUGAAACAAAAAUGCAUAUAAAUACAUGUGUCUGAAUGUAGCUGAGUUAACAAAGUGUGAGAAUGUUAAUCAUAAGUGCUCCAGAGAAGUUCAUACUGGGAUAAAAUUAGAGUUGAAAGCGCUCCAGUUGUCUCACAUACCUUAUUUUAGACUGCCCCCUGCUGCUGAUUGUGUGAUCCUACUCUUUUCUUUCAAUGUACAUGCAUGUUUGUGUUAUGGCACUGAUGAGAAAGUAAUGCAG